Molecule: messenger RNA, 3531 nt
Organism: Prunus armeniaca (apricot)
Lineage: Eukaryota; Viridiplantae; Streptophyta; Magnoliopsida; Rosales; Rosaceae
Source: the annotation of a GenBank genome assembly
AUGGCGAUGAUUAAUUUUCAAAGGACCUUAUCAUUGAACGCCCCCACUUCCUCUGCUUCUUCAUUCUUUUGCUCAAACACGUUAGCUUCUUCAGCUCUGCGACUCCGCCGCUCCAUGGCCAAGUUGCAGUACAGGGCAUUUGAGACUUACCCAUGCGUUUGCUUGCCAUCUUCCCCGAUUUUGACUGCAAGUAAAUACAGAAAUUAUUCUCAGCUUAAGUUAAAAAAAUCUGGAGUUUCUUGCAUGAUCAUGAUAAACCCUGCAAAGGUUGGACCUAGUUUUCAUUCUUUCAGAAGAAGUGGUGAUGGGUCUGAACGUGCCUUUUCUAAUUUAAAACCUGGUUCCCUGAAUUCUUUGGGUCCUGGUAAUAUUAUCAGUCCCGGGUCUUUCGGAAGUGUAGCUAAUUAUAGCAUUGGAGGUUUUGCCAAGAGGUUUUUUUCUCAAGUUCCACAUGUGACAAGCAAAUUAGAGAGUGUUGGUGCCCAAAAUGGCAAGUAUUCUGUAAGUACAUCUUUUUUCAAACAGCUCAGUAAACGGAGGAAAAGGGAAAAGGCAUUGGCGGCUCAAAGCAAAAACGAAGCUACCGUUUCUAGCAUCUCCAAAGAUGUUGAUGUAGAAGCUUCAACUGAACGACAGAUUGGAAGUGAGAAGGGAGAUGGAAAACUGGGAUCUUUCCUUUCAAAUUCGCCUAUAAUCAAUGAUAACCAGGUCCCUAAAGUCAAAGGAAAAAAGAGGUCGAAAAGCAAGAAAACUAAAGAACAAAUUUCUGCUGCUAAUGCCCCAGCAGAAGCUGCUGCGACACAAAGUUCUAAAGGUACUUCUCAAACAAAGAAAUCUGGUAGUACCAAAAGUGGCAAAAAAUCUGCACAGGAUUCAGAGUUGAAUUUCACGGGAAAAGCUCCUGUAGAAAUUAGUGAUGGUUCUUCAAUAAAACCCCAGCCAAAGAAGAAAAGUGGGAACUCUAGUAGAAAGGGAAAGUCUAUAACUUCAGAUUCCAAGUCACCCCAGAAACAUAUACCACAAAAAAUGGGCAAAGUGAAACCUCAAGGAAAAAUGACACUGAAGCAGCUGUACCCCGCGACUGGGAGAACUGUCGUGGUUGUGGAGUCUGCUACAAAGGCAAAGGUUAUUCAGGGUUAUCUUGGUGAUAUGUUUGAAGUGCUGCCUAGCUAUGGUCAUGUAAGGGACUUGGCAGCUAGGUCAGGAUCUGUAAGGCCUGAUGAUGAUUUUAGUAUGGUGUGGGAAGUUCCAUCCGCUGCCUGGACUCAUCUUAAGAGCAUAAAGGUUGCACUAACUGGAGCAGAAAAUCUUAUUCUUGCAUCAGAUCCCGAUCGUGAAGGAGAGGCUAUUGCUUGGCACAUUAUUGAGAUGCUGCAACAACAGGAUGCUUUACGUGAAGAUAUUAAUGUAGCAAGGGUUGUCUUUCAUGAAAUCACUGAGACCUCUAUCAAAAGUGCUCUGCAAGCUCCAAGAGAAAUUGAUGAAAACUUGGUCCAUGCUUACCUUGCACGACGUGCUCUUGAUUACUUGAUUGGAUUUAACAUUUCACCACUGUUAUGGAGGAAACUACCAGGUUGCCAGUCUGCAGGGCGAGUCCAAUCUGCUGCACUGGCUCUUCUAUGUGACAGAGAAAUGGAAAUUGAUGAAUUUAAACAGCAGGAAUAUUGGACUGCUGAGAUUGAAUUGAACCAAAAAGAACCAGGUUCAUCAGUAAAUGCCCCAGACUUCUCAGCGCACUUGACCCAUUUUGAUUCCAAAAAGUUAAAUCAAUUUUCUAUUGACUCUCAUACCAAGGCAAAAGAAAUUGAACAGCAGAUUAAUUCACAAAAUUUUCAAGUGGUCAGCUCUAAGAAAAACAAAAUGCGGAAGAAUCCUCCCACACCGUAUAUAACAUCAACACUUCAACAGGAUGCGGCAAACAAAUUACAUUUCAGUGCAGCAUAUACAAUGAAGCUUGCACAGAAACUUUAUGAGGGGGUUCAAUUAUCAGAUGGUAAGGCAGCGGGUUUGAUCACAUACAUGAGAACAGAUGGACUACACAUUUCUGAUGAAGCCUGUAAGGAUGUGCGCUCCUUGGUAAUUCAAAGGUAUGGACAGAAUUUUGCAUCAGAAAGUCCACGCAAAUUUUUUAAAAAGGUGAAGAAUGCUCAAGAGGCCCAUGAAGCGAUUAGACCAACUGAUGUUCGAAGAUUGCCAUCCUUGUUCCGUGGGAUGCUUGAUGAAGAUUCAUUGAAGUUGUACACUCUUAUUUGGUGUCGGACAGUGGCAUGUCAAAUGGAGCGUGCUACAAUUGAGCAGAUACAACUUGAUAUUGGAAAUGAGGGCGAGUCCAUUGUUUUCCGAUCUUCAUGCUCAAGGGUUGAGUUCCUUGGAUAUCAGGCAGUCUUUGAGGACGUGGAAGCUCAAGCAGUCAAGUAUAAAGAGAAUGAAGGGAACAGUCGUAAUGAAGGUUUUGGACUUCUUAAUUCCUUGAAGCGUGGGGAUCCAUUAUAUGUUGGUAAAGUGGAACUCAAGGAACACCACACUCAACCUCCUGCGCGCUACUCUGAGGCAUCAUUGGUUAAGAAAUUGGAGGAACUUGGGAUUGGAAGACCUUCAACUUAUGCAAGCACAUUGAAAGUUUUACAGGAUAGAAACUAUGUGACAGUGAAAAGCCGUGUGUUACAUCCAGAAUUUCGUGGUCGUAUGGUGUCAGCAUUUCUCGGCCACCAUUUUUCCGAGGUUACAGAUUAUAGUUUUACUGCUGAUAUGGAGACUGAGCUUGAUAAUGUCUCUGCUGGCUUAACUGAAUGGAAGGGCCUCCUUAGAGAUUAUUGGACCCGAUUCAGUGCUUACUGUGACCGUACCAGUACUGUUCAUAUUCAUCAGGUGGAGAAGAUGAUGGAAAAAAAAUUUGGUGACUUCUUGUUUGCUUCUCUUCCCGAUCAAAGCAGGACAUGCCCAUGUUGUAUGGAAGGCAAUUUGAUUUUCAAAGUGAGUCGGUUCGGUGCAGGCUAUUUUAUUGGUUGUGAUCAACACCCAAAGUGCAAGUACAUUGCUAAGACAUUAUAUGGUGAUGAUGAAGAAGAAGAGAGUACUCCGAAGAACAGCAGUGUGGAGGAACCAAAAGUGCUAGGUCUUAGUCCAGGUUCCAAUGAAAAGGUUCUUUUGAAAAAUGGUCCAUAUGGAUCCUAUGUACAACUUGGUGAAGACAGGAAGGGAAACUCACCUAAAAGAGCCUCUGUAUCCCAUAUAAAGGAUGUGGGUUCAAUUACCCUUGAAGAUGCUCUGGAGUUAAUGCGCUAUCCUGUGACAUUGGGUAACCAUCCAGAGGAUGGGCAACCGGUGAUUAUAAAGGUGGCAAGGGUUGGGUUUGCAGUUAGACAUCGGCGCACAAUUGCUUCUGUUCCUAAGGUCUACAAGAAUAAGAAACCCAGUGAAAUCACCCUGGAAGAUGCAUUGGAGCUUUUGUCAAGCAGUAAUGUAAGACGAUCCGGUCGACCUAAGAGCAAACCAAAGGUUGAAGAAGAAGUCAUGUUGGAAGCCGUGUAG